AUGAUAUAUAUCACUCAGGAAGAUGCAUGGGCGGUUAUCAGUGCAUACUUCGAGGAGAAGGGUCUCGUUAGGCAGCAACUGGACUCUUUCGAUGAGUUCAUACAGAACACCAUGCAAGAAAUCGUGGAUGAGUCUGCUGAUAUUGAGAUCCGUCCUGAGAGUCAGCAUAAUCCUGGCCGCAAUUCUGACUUCGCCGAGACCAUCUAUAGGAUCAGCUUUGGGCAGAUAUAUCUGAGCAAACCCAUGAUGACCGAGUCUGAUGGAGAGACUGCUUCUUUGUUCCCAAAGGCUGCCCGAAUGAGGAACUUGACUUACUCAUCUCCACUGUACGUAGAUGUUACCAAGAGAGUGAUAAAGAAAGGGUAUGACUGUGAAGAAGUCACUGAGACUCAGGAUUUUAGCAAAGUUUUUAUUGGAAAGGUUCCAAUAAUGCUCCGAUCAAGCUAUUGUACAUUGUAUCAUAGCUCGGAGAACGAUUUAACGGAGGUGGGAGAGUGUCCUUAUGAUCAAGGUGGAUACUUCAUUAUCAAUGGAAGUGAGAAAGUUUUGAUUGCUCAGGAGAAGAUGAGCACCAACCAUGUCUAUGUGUUCAAGAAAAGGCAGCCUAACAAGUAUGCAUAUGUGGCUGAGGUUCGGUCUGUGUCUGAAUCCCAAAACAAGUCCCCUAGUGGCAUGUUUGUCAGGAUGCUUGCUCGGACAAGUGCCAAAGGGGGUUCGUCAGGGCAAUAUAUCCGGGCUACACUGCCAUACAUAAGGACAGAAAUCCCAAUAGUAAUUGUGUUCCGAGCAUUGGGUUUUGUUGCAGAUAAAGAUAUACUAGAACAUAUCUGUUAUGACUUUCGUGAUACUCAAAUGAUGGAGUUACUUCGCCCAUCCUUGGAAGAGGCAUUUGUGAUUCAGAAUCAACAGGUUGCACUGGACUACAUUGGUAAAAGAGGGUCUACCAUUGGUGUCACUCGAGACAAGAGGAUUAAGUAUGCCAAAGAAAUCAUUCAAAGAGAAAUGCUUCCACAUGUUGGCACUGGGGAGUACUGUGAAACUAAGAAAGCUUACUAUUUUGGAUACAUCAUCCAUCGGCUUUUACUUUGCACACUUGACCGGAGGCCAGAAGAUGACAGGGACCAUUAUGCAAAUAAGAGGCUGGACGUUGCUGGUUCUUUACUUGGCGGCUUGUUCAGAAUGUUAUUCAGAAAAUUAACCAGGGAUGUUAGAUCCUAUGUUCAAAAGUGUGUUGAUAAUGGGAAGGAUGUUAACUUGCAAUUUGCAAUCAAAGCUAAAACAAUUACAAGUGGGCUUAAGUAUUCUCUUGCUACUGGGAACUGGGGCCAAGCAAAUGCAGCAGGCACAAGAGCAGGAGUUUCGCAGGUGUUGAAUCGUUUAACCUAUGCCUCCACACUCUCGCAUUUACGAAGGCUGAAUUCGCCCAUAGGGCGUGAAGUGGGUUCAGCAGCUAAUCCCAUUUUGGAGUUCUUAGAAGAGUGGAGCACAGAAAAUUUUGAGGAGAUAUCUCCAGCAGUUAUCCCUCAUGCUACAAAGAUCUUUGUUAAUGGUUGCUGGGUUGGCAUUCACCGUAACCCUGAGCUCUUGGUGAGGACUCUGAGACAGCUGAGGAGACAGCUUGAUGUCAACACAGAAGUUGGAGUUGUCCGUGACAUUCGUUUGAAAGAACUCCGGCUCUAUACAGAUUAUGGCCGCUGUAGUCGGCCAUUGUUUAUUGUGGAGAAACAAAGGCUGCUUAUCAAGAAGAAAGAUAUCCUAGCCUUGCAGCAAAGAGGUUCCGCUGAGGAUAGUGGCUGGCAUGAUCUCGUGGCUAAAGGAUUUAUCGAGUAUCUUGACACAGAGGAAGAGGAGACUACUAUGAUUUCCAUGACAAUUAAUGAUCUUAUAUCUGCAAGGCUCAAUCCAGAUGAGGCUUAUUCUGAAACUUACACUCACUGCGAAAUACAUCCAUCACUAAUAUUGGGUGUUUGUGCUUCUAUCAUUCCAUUUCCUGACCAUAAUCAGUCCCCUCGUAAUACCUACCAAUCAGCAAUGGGAAAGCAAGCAAUGGGGAUGUAUGUCACCAAUUACCAGUUACGAAUGGAUACACUUGCCUAUGUUCUCUACUACCCUCAAAAGCCUCUAGUCACCACUCGGGCUAUGGAGCAUUUGCAUUUUAGGCAGCUUCCAGCUGGCAUUAAUGCCAUUGUUGCUAUUGCCUGCCAUUCUGGUUAUAAUCAAGAGGAUUCUCUAAUCAUGAACCAAUCAUCAAUUGAUCGUGGAUUUUUUCGGUCAAUAUUCUUCCGUUCAUACAGGGAUGAGGAGAAGAAGAUGGGGACACUUGUGAAGGAAGAUUUUGGGUGUCCUAAUAAGGAAGACACAAUGGGGAUGAGACAUGGAUCUUAUGAUAGAUUGGAUGAUGAUGGUUUUGCACCUCCUGGUACAAAAGUCUCUGGAGAUGAUGUUAUUAUUGGAAAGACCACGCCCAUUGCUCAGGAUGAUGCUCAGGGUCAAGCUUCAAGGUACACACGCCGUGAUCAUAGCACAAGCUUACGUCAUAGUGAACAUGGAAUUGUGGAUCAGGUUUUGUUGACCACAAAUGCUGAUGGUUUGAGGUUUGUCAAAGUUAGGAUGAGAUCUGUUCGGUUACCACAGAUUGGAGACAAAUUCAGCAGUAGGCAUGGACAGAAAGGAACAGUUGGGAUGACUUACAAUCAAGAAGACUUACCAUGGACGAUUGAAGGCAUCACUCCUGACAUCAUUGUCAACCCACAUGCCAUUCCUUCUCGAAUGACAAUUGGUCAGCUCAUUGAGUGUAUUAUGGGGAAGGUUGCUGCUCACAUGGGAAAGGAGGGUGAUGCUACUCCUUUCACUGAUGUCACUGUGGACAAUAUCAGCAAAGCCCUUCACAAAUGCGGCUAUCAAAUGCGUGGAUUUGAGACAACGUACAAUGGUCACACUGGCCGCCAGAUUCCUGCUAUGAUAUUUCUGGGACCCACUUACUACCAGAGACUGAAGCACAUGGUGGAUGAUAAGAUCCAUUCGCGCGGACGUGGUCCUGUGCAGAUCCUUACUAGGCAGCCUGCUGAGGGGAGGUCUCGCGAUGGAGGUCUAAGAUUUGGGGAAAUGGAACGUGAUUGUAUGAUAGCUCAUGGAGCUGCACACUUCCUCAAAGAGAGGUUGUUCGACCAAAGUGAUGCAUAUAGGGUUCAUGUCUGUGUGCACUGUGGCCUGAUUGCGAUUGCCAUUCCAAAGAAAAGUUCCUUCGAGUGUAGAAAUUGCAGGAAUAAAACCGACAUUGUUCAGGUUCACCUACCUUACGCUUGUAAGCUUCUGAUUCAAGAGCUCAUGGCCAUGGCCAUUGCUCCAAGGAUGUUCACGAAGGACGUGAAGCUAUCCACAGAACAGAAGAAAAAAGGAGCAUGA
Ilex paraguariensis (yerba mate) is the source of this 3405-nucleotide messenger RNA. The record is from the annotation of a GenBank genome assembly. Lineage: Eukaryota; Viridiplantae; Streptophyta; Magnoliopsida; Aquifoliales; Aquifoliaceae.